Messenger RNA from Arabidopsis lyrata subsp. lyrata, 861 nucleotides. Its product is annotated as RING-H2 finger protein ATL80. Bases 101 to 694 code for a protein of 197 amino acids. Lineage: Eukaryota; Viridiplantae; Streptophyta; Magnoliopsida; Brassicales; Brassicaceae. The transcript has a single exon. The record is from RefSeq and is a predicted model, not a curated record.
GUUGCCACUCCCAAACCCUCUCAAACUCAAAUCAAUCUUCUUCCAUUUUUCAAAUUUUAUACACAACAACAACAACAACAAAACUUCUUACUCGCUAGAAAUGGCUCGCCUUCUCUUCCGUCUUCUCGUAGAAUCCAACACCCCGUCGCCGGCGAUUGAUAACUCCAACGCCGCGUUGAAUUCCGAUCUCGUCGUCAUCCUCGCUGCUCUCCUCUGCGCUUUGAUAUGUGUUCUCGGCUUAAUCGCCGUUUCUCGAUGCGUCUGGCUCCGUCGUUUUGCAGCCGGAAACAGAACAGCCUCCGGAUCUCAAGGUCAAUCUCCUCCACCUCCAGUCGCAGCGGCGAACAAAGGCCUGAAGAAGAAGGUUCUCCAAUCUCUCCCGAAACUUGCCUUCUCGCCGGAGUCACCGGAGUCGGAGAAAUUCGUCGAAUGUGCGAUCUGUCUAGCUGAAUUCUCCGCCGGCGAUGAGCUCCGAGUUUUACCGCAGUGUGGUCACGGAUUCCACGUGUCUUGCAUUGACACGUGGCUAGGAUCUCACUCGUCUUGUCCUUCUUGCCGUCAGAUCUUGGUUGUUGCCAGGUGUCACAAGUGUGGCGGUUUACCCGGUAGCUCUAGCUCCGGACCCGAAUCCGAACCCGAAAUCGAGAUCCGAAUCAAACAAGGCGAAGAUGAUCCCAGCUCCUUCUUGCCAUAAUCAUUUACUUUCCCAUUUAUUUUAUUAGAAAACUAGUAUAAUUUAAUUUAAUGCAGAUCAUCAUUUUAGUGUGAUAGUGUUUAGUCUCUUAAUGUACAUGGUUUAUUGUAAUUUGUAAAUGUUGUAUGAAUUGGAAAUUUAACUAUUUGCAUUUGAGCCUUUUAUUA